This is a messenger RNA of Saccharomyces kudriavzevii IFO 1802, 786 nucleotides long. It is a transcript of the gene BUD32, whose product is annotated as serine/threonine protein kinase BUD32. The transcript has a single exon. Bases 1 to 786 code for a protein of 261 amino acids. Gene Ontology annotation, molecular function: ATP binding; protein serine/threonine kinase activity. Gene Ontology annotation, cellular component: EKC/KEOPS complex; cytosol; nucleus. The record is from RefSeq and is a predicted model, not a curated record. Gene Ontology annotation, biological process: protein phosphorylation. NCBI's taxonomy places the organism in Eukaryota, Fungi, Ascomycota, Saccharomycetes, Saccharomycetales, Saccharomycetaceae.
AUGACGCAAGAGUUCAUUGAUAAAGUAUCCUCAUACCUGUCGCAAGAUAUAGAUAUCACGCCCAUCUCGCAGGGUGCAGAAGCCAUUGUUUUUUCAACAAGCACUCACCCAUAUCUGCCAAAAACAAGGGAAUCUCAUCAGAAGUUUAUUAUUAAAUAUAGGCCGCCAAAGCGUUAUAGACACCCACAGAUAGACCAAACGCUGACAAAACACCGUACCUUGAACGAGUCACGUCUAUUGGCCAAAUUAUACUUGAUUCCAGGACUAUAUGUCCCUCAACUACUAGCGUGUGAUCCAUAUAAUGGUUUCAUUUGGCUAGAGUUUCUUGGAGAAGACCUUCCAGGAGGAUACGGUUUCAGCAAUCUGAAGAACUUUCUGUGGAUGCAUGAUAAAGACCCGUAUAAUGAUCUUGUGGCAGCCACGUUGCACAAAGUGGGGAUCCAAAUAGGAUUAUUGCAUUGGAAUGAUUAUUGUCACGGCGAUUUGACAAGUUCCAACAUUGUGCUCGUGAAAUAUGGCGCCGAAUGGGUGCCUCAUUUGAUUGAUUUCGGUCUGGGGUCUGUUUCGAACCUAGUUGAAGAUAAAGGGGUGGAUUUAUAUGUAUUAGAGAGAGCUAUUCUAAGUACACAUUCAAAGCACGCCGAAAAGUACAAUGAUUGGAUCAUGGAGGGAUUUGAGGCAGCCUAUCAUGAGAAAGGCGCGAAAGGUAUCAAGAAAUUUAAGGAGGUUACCAAAAGAUUCCAAGAAGUCAGGCUGCGUGGUCGUAAAAGGAGCAUGCUUGGAUGA